AUGACAUGGAUGAGCCGUGCAACACACCUUUGUCCCCCAGGGGACUUUCUGCAUGUUGCUCGGCUUGGGGGGUAUUAUCCUUUAAAGUAUUAUAAGCAUUGUGACCAUGUGGUUGGUAUUACCCAGGGUCUUGUCAAUCACUUAAGUAAAGGUCAUUGGUCCCCCUCUCAAAUCCAUUAUAUCCAGAACUUUGCAUUUCUUCCUAAAAAAGUCUCCCCUAUAGUGCGGUCGGAAUUUCAGACACCAAAGUCAGCGCCAUUAAUCUUAGCCUUGGGUCGACUUCAUUCUGAUAAGGCUUUUGAUAUUUUAAUCCCAGCCCUUGCAAAGAUCCCAAAAGCUUAUCUUUGGAUUGCGGGUGAAGGAGAAGAAAGAGAGGCGCUGGAACGUUUGGCGCGUUUUGAAGGGGUUGAAGACCGGGUGCGCUUUUUAGGGUGGCAAACAAGGACAGCGUGCUUGAUUCAAGCGGCAGACAUUUUGGCGUUUCCUUCGCGGAUAGAACCUCAUGGUACAGUGACUUUGGAAGCUUGGGGGUAUCAGAAACCUUUAGUCGUUGCUCGAAGUGCUGGGCCAGGAGAAAUGGUUCGUCAUGGAGAAACAGGUCUGUUAGUCGAUAUUGAUGAUAUUGAAAGCCUGUCAGCCUCUCUGAACCGGGUGAUUCAGGAUAAAGACUUAACAAAAAAAAUGGUUCAAAAGGGAUAUGAAGAAUUUCUAUCAAAAUAUACAGAAGAAAUUGUUGUGAAGAAGUAUCUAGACUUUUUUGAAACAAUUUGCCGACAAAAAAAGAAAGGACGAUAG
Messenger RNA from Stylophora pistillata, 795 nucleotides. RefSeq names its product lipopolysaccharide core biosynthesis glycosyltransferase LpsE-like. The record is from RefSeq and is a predicted model, not a curated record. Lineage: Eukaryota; Metazoa; Cnidaria; Anthozoa; Scleractinia; Pocilloporidae.